Cuculus canorus (common cuckoo) is the source of this 4486-nucleotide messenger RNA. RefSeq names its product fibroblast growth factor 6 (gene FGF6). The record is from RefSeq and is a predicted model, not a curated record. Gene Ontology annotation, biological process: positive regulation of gene expression; cell differentiation; positive regulation of protein phosphorylation. Gene Ontology annotation, cellular component: cytoplasm. The transcript is spliced from 3 exons. Gene Ontology annotation, molecular function: growth factor activity; fibroblast growth factor receptor binding. Lineage: Eukaryota; Metazoa; Chordata; Aves; Cuculiformes; Cuculidae. Bases 59 to 679 code for a protein of 206 amino acids.
AGAAGGGUGGUAUUUUUAGGGCCAUUAAUUCUGACCACGUGCCCAGGAGGUGAACCGGAUGGCCACUGCACAAAGACUUCUCAUCACUAUGUCCUGCGAAGCCAGCAUUCACCGGACGUUGCCUGCUUUCAUUCUCCUGGGUUUUCUAGCUGGGAUUGCUUCAACACAUCCAGUUGUAAGCAGAACUAAUGGCACAUUGCUGGAAAGAGGAUGGCAAUCUCUGUUGUCCAGGUCCAUUUCUGGGAUGUCAGGGGAGAAGUCAGAUGUGAACUGGGAGAGUGACUAUUUGCUAGGAAUCAAGAGGCAGCGGAGGCUUUACUGCAACGUGGGCAUCGGGUUUCACCUUCAAAUCCUCCCAGAUGGAAGGAUAAGCGGAGUUCACAAUGAAAACCAAUACAGUCUCUUUGAAAUAUCCACUGUAGAGAGAGGUGUUGUCAGCCUCUUUGGUGUGAAAAGUGCUCUCUUCAUCGCAAUGAAUAAUAAGGGGAAACUAUAUGGAACGGCUGUUUUCCAAGACGAAUGCAAAUUUAAAGAAACCUUGCUGCCCAAUAAUUACAAUGCAUAUGAAUCAAAUGCUUACCAAGGUGCUUACAUUGCGCUCAGCAAACAUGGGAGAGUCAAGAGAGGAAACAAGGUUUCUCCUGCUAUGACAGUGACCCACUUUUUACCAAGAAUAUGAAUAUAAGCAAAGAAGAAGAUAAGAUCCCAGGAAAAACUGUUUCAUUUUGCACAUGGGAAUAAUCUCCCAGGUAAAGUAUUUAUACUGUUCAUUGAAAAAAAAAAUUCUAUCUAUGUAUGUGUAUAUUUGGAUAAGAAUAUUUGUACUAGAUUCAUGAUAUAGCACAUGUAAUAGUAUGCUGCUUCUCUUUUACUCUUAAGUUUUACAUGGCCGUGUGCCUCUUUUGGUGCUGAACAGAGAAAAAUGCAAACUGGAGCAUAAAGGAAGUAUUUGGAAGACAUAGAUAUCCAUGUUGUGGAUAAUCAUCUAAUCAGUCACAGAUUAUUUACUAAAUAAUAUUCAUUACCUCUGAUAAUAACAUAGUGAGCUGUUUACAUAUUAUGGGCCAAAUCAUCAAAUGACUUUACUUCACUAGAGCUUCAAGCAUUUCACUCCAUCUGAAUAUCUGCCUGCACCUCCCCUUCUAAACUCUGUGUCUUUUCUUGUAAAGUCCUCAAUUUAUUUUGAUAAUUAGGGUGCAAAUUCUGCAGUUGUUUCAACUUAAGCAAAGAGUCUGCCCAGAACCUCUCUGUCUCUGAAAGAAUUCUCCAGGGUCUCCUCACAUGGACUUGUCAAAAUGAAGACCUAGAAUCAAUUUCCCUUGGGAGGGUCUACAUGAUAAAUAAAACCUGGGUCCCAAAUGCAAAAUAUAUUCGGAGCUAAGGAUUUUAAAUGCCACACCACUGGCAUUUCAUAAGCUUAGUAUAGACCCACCUAAGAUAUAGACAUGUAAAACUUUAUCAUAAAUACAUGUAUAUAUGUAGAUAUAGGAUAUAUUAGUGUGUAUCUAUGUUAACGACAUACUUCUAAUGAACCAACCAUCCCAGCCUCUAGAUGCCUAGGUGCCUUUUUAUGUGUAUACAUGUGAAAGAACAUAAAUAUUUAAAGGCAUUGUAUUUCAUUUAGGCUGAACCUUGUUAACCUCUAAGAGUUAGAUCCAGUUUGCAGGAUGCAUUUUAUAAAAUGCAUGAAAUUCAUAAAUGCUUCCAGUAAAGGGUUAUUUUACAAAUUUCUCUGUUUUGAAUUAUUCUCUAUUUAUUGCUUUAAGUAUAUUCAUUUUUUUAUCUGAAAAAAUGAAAGACAGAGGAAGAAGGAGGUUAUACAAGAACGCCCUCCUGGGUUGAGGCUGAGGAAUUUGUGCUGUAAUUCCAAUUUGUGUCACUUGCAAAGCAUCAGUUUCAAAGACAACACAGCAAGCUGUACGAAAUACUCUCCAAAGCUAUCCUAGAAGCUCUACAAAUAGCACUUAACCUUGCCUUACUAUUUUGACAACCUUUUUCCAGAUCACCAAUGAAGCUGCAUUCUCUGUGUCUUUGAAAGACUAUUUUAAGAGGCCUUAAGUCAAUAGUCACUAUAAAUGUCAGUUACCAGAAGCCUUGAAAUUCCUGCAUUGAUGGCAUGCUCCUAAAUUUGAAACUAGAAUCAAUGCAAUGUCCAAGCAGAAGCAUUUUCAGCAUAGAUGGACCAUGCUGCUGCAGAAGUGAACAUCUGAGUGCAAGAUAAUCUCCCACAUCCAGCCAAAAUGUGUUUGUGUCCAGCCUUGACAUACCAUUCUAUUUGCAGGGGGUGUCUAUUCAUGAAGAAUUUGAGUCUUCUGACAUGCAUGAAAAACACUGUCAGAUCCUCAGAUGGAGUAAACCAGCCUGGUAAAACUAUCAGUUUAUAGCUGAUAGCUGAUUUGGCCCAAAGAGCACAUCAACAAGGAUGUACCUACAGCCACGCUUUCUAAACAAUAGUCAGGACAACUGUUUUGUGAAUAAGAUACAGUUUUCCAGCUACUUUUGUGUGAUUUAUACUUGAAUUAAUUUCGCUCAAAUGUAAGUGGUGAUCACGCUGUAAAUUAAGAGAAAAAAGAAUGGAAUGCUGCUUAAAGUACUUUAAUGGGACUCUUUGGGUGUGGAAAAGGAAAGGAGUUACUCUUCGUUUUCUGGUCUUGCAGAAUGUAGAGAGAAGAUAAGUCGGCACACAUUGUUCAUCCACUAUGUGUGCAGCCGUUUGCUUUGGGAAAAUGUGCAUUUUUAGAGAAAAAGCAGGAUGUUUUGAGUGGGGAGAGUGGGUCAGAGAAAAGUUUGGAGGAUAUCAGACAGCUACAUUGUCCUAGAGUCUCUAGAUGUGCACUUACAAAGACUGCCACUGAGCUGAAAUACACUAGCUGGCAACCUGUAUCUUUGUGUUAUAUACCUAGUUGUCUUUGAAAUGAAGUUUGAAGGGCUGAAGAGUAGGUGGACAGAAAAAUCACAGUCUGAAUGCUGACAGACAAGUUUGUUUCUAGUGACAGCUUAAACCAAUGUUCUUAGGAUAGGAUGAAGUCUGUGCAGUCAAGAGUAAUUUAUUGUUGCCAGUACUGAAAAAUAAUGGGAUAGCAGACAUAAGAAGUGAGAAUCAGACUCACCGACUCCAUUUUGCACAUACUGAUCAACAGUGAGAACAAACCAUAGACCAGGUCACGGGAAGCCUGUUUAGAUGCAGCCUGCUGGGCUGAACUUGGUUUUAAGUCCAUAGAGCCUUGCAGAUGUCAUUUUGGUGGCAAGUCCCACCAGUCGCUCUGCUGAGUUACUCAUUACAACACUGUUUUUUCCUUAUUAUAUCUCAGUGCCAGCCAGAUCAACAUUGGAGUCAACAGUGAAAUCAAAAAAUGCCUCUGUGCCAGGAAUCCUGACUAAUAGGAGAGCGAAUCACAUGAUUGUCAGAGGUGACAAUGAAAGAUGCCGUUGUCAGGAGAGAUAACUGUGAAAGGAAACCCCUGUCAAGUAGUGCAGCAUUGUAGCCUUGGAGUGUUAGGACAGUUGGAUACUUCAACAGAGGUAAUAAACACAUGGGUCAGUUCAAGAGAGCAGUCAAGGCAUGAGUUGACACAUUGCUGUGGAUAGGCUAGCAGUUCAGGGGCAGCUUACAGUAGCAGAAUGCACUGUGGCAGUCUUCUAGAAGUUACGUAUCUUGCCAGAGAAAUGGCCUGACCUUGUUCUGCCUCAUGCUUGACUAGUGACAUUCCACCUUCUUCUCCUCAAGCUGUUACAACCAGCUCGGGAGAAGGAGGAUUUAGGAAGACCACCACCCAUUUUACACACCUCAGGAUAAAUUUGUUGAGCUGGCACAGAGGGAAAAAAGAUCCAGCCUAGUUGUAAACAGAAUGUAUAUGAUAUGGAAGCUACGAAGCAAAUAUGGGCAUAGUCCAUCAAACAAACAAAACUUUCUUUGAAAGAGUAGUUCCGUGGACAUGCAACUAUGCAAAGAAACUCAUAAAAGUAAAGGAGUUUCCCAAAUUAGGGCCAAAUUAGGAACUUAUUAUUGACAUGUUUUAUGAUGGUCCCUUUCAAAGGGGAUUAACAAAUGUGUGCGUUAACACAGUCAUGAAAUGGGCCAGAGCUUUGACAGCAAUGCUGCAAAUGCCCCACACUGUGUUUUGUGCAUAGGAUUCUUCUGUAGAGUUGAACCUAUUUUCAAGGUUUCUUCUUCCAUAAGCAAAUCCCAUAGCAAUUUAAAACCUAAGCCACUUUUCUUGCCUAGGACUAAAUCAUGCUCUUAAAUAAUCAAAUUUUCCCCAAAUAUGCAGAGAUGCAGACACACAAACAGUGGAAAAGCAGGGUAAUUUUUGUAUACCUCACUAACUAUUUCAAUUCCAAGAUUGUAUUUUGCACAGUGAAAUGGCGCCAAAGUUCUCACAUUGUCUUUUUCCACUAAAAUAUACCUCAUAUUCUGACUCAAUAUGGACUCACAAUUGAGACUGUAAAUUUGCAAGAAACACAAAUCUGUAUAAUCAAUUGUUUG